This is a messenger RNA of Ogataea angusta, 1152 nucleotides long. RefSeq lists its product as uncharacterized. Gene Ontology annotation, biological process: base-excision repair, AP site formation; base-excision repair; nucleotide-excision repair. Bases 1 to 1152 code for a protein of 383 amino acids. The transcript has a single exon. Gene Ontology annotation, cellular component: nucleus. NCBI's taxonomy places the organism in Eukaryota, Fungi, Ascomycota, Pichiomycetes, Pichiales, Pichiaceae. The record is from RefSeq and is a predicted model, not a curated record. Gene Ontology annotation, molecular function: oxidized pyrimidine nucleobase lesion DNA N-glycosylase activity; DNA-(apurinic or apyrimidinic site) endonuclease activity.
AUGGUAUUAAAAAAAAUCAAAGACGAACUUGGUCCCAGUUUAUAUUUUACGGAAAGGCAAACACGGAGGUCAAAAUCCACAGCUAGUCCGUCAAAACUACAGACUGUUGACAAAACUGAUGAUUCAAAGGACAGAUUUGAAUUGGAGUGCAAACAAAUGUUAAGCAUUACACCGCCAUCAAGCGAGCAUCACGAUGUAAUGAAAAGCAAGCGUAGAAGAAUUCAAAUCAAGACCGAGAGCGACUCAAAGGAUCUGGCCGCAACAGUCAAGAUCAAAAAGCAGCGCGUAUCUAGAAUUACCCCCAAAGAAACUUUACCCACGCAGCCUCCACCGCAUUUUUGGCCGAUGUACAACGAGAUUAAGAAAAUGAGAAGCAGAAUUAAAGCACCUGUUGAUGAAAUGGGUUGUGCAAAUGUCGCGACUACAGUUUCUGGUCUAUCGGAGGGAAAAGUUUACAGAUUUCAGUGUUUAGUAUCAUUGAUGCUUUCUUCUCAAACUAAAGAUGAGGUCAACUUUCAGGUGAUGAAAAAAUUACAGGACUACUUCAUCUCUAAAGGCUACAAACAAGGAUUGUCGCUGGAGGCCAUACUGGACAUCGACGAGCUCGUUUUGGAUCAGCUAAUUUAUAAAGUUGGUUUUCAUCGAAGAAAAGCGACAUAUAUUAAACAAACGGCUAACAUUCUUCAUGAAAAAUACAAUGGGGAGAUCCCGCGAACGAUUGAAGAAAUCACUUCAUUUCCUGGUGUCGGUCCAAAGAUGGGAUUCUUGUUGUUGCAAAUAGCCUGGAAUAUCAAUACUGGUAUUGGAGUGGACACACAUAUGCAACGAAUGGCAAAAAUAUUCAAGUGGAUACCUGCAAGCAAAAAUAUGGACCCCGAAUAUGUAAGGCGAUGUUUUGAAAGUAUGCUUGCAGAUCACAGAGAGGAAUGGUCAAGAAUUAAUCCCAUUCUAGUUGGGUUUGGCCAAGUUGUUUGUCUUCCUCAAAGACCACGAUGUGAUGUUUGCACUUUGUCAAGGACAGGUAUUUGCCCUGCAGUCGAUAAAGCUUUGUUGAAAAAGACUGAUACUGACAAAAAAAAUGGUAUUAAAAUCAAUUCGAAAAGCAGAGGCGAUCUUUCCAAUUUGAUCAAAGACAUCGAGGAUUUACAUUAA